AAGAGGGAAGUGUUAAAAAUUAUUUUGUAUUUUAUUGCUAAUAAUGCUAGAAUUAUUUAGAUAUGUUUUCAAACGGAGUUUUAGACAAGUUAUUUAAGAAUUACAAUUAGACUGAAACAUGCAAUUAAUUCCAAAUGAGAAAUAAUGGCUUCAUUCUUGACCGGCACCCCCAUAGUUCUUCAUUGGUUUGGUCUGGUGUUCUGUACGGAACCCAGCAAUAUUAUGAGGAAGUGAAGGGCGGUGGUUGAGAAAAAGAACGGCACAGGGCUAGCUGACGGUUUUCUGGAAGUUGUCAGAAACAAAACAUUCACAAUGUCUAGCAAAAGGGCUAAGGGAAAGACCACGAAGAAGCGCCCUCAGCGCGCCACUUCCAAUGUCUUCGCCAUGUUUGACCAGUCCCAGAUUCAGGAGUUUAAGGAGGCCUUCAACAUGAUCGACCAGAACCGAGAUGGGUUUGUCGACAAAGAGGACCUCCACGACAUGCUUGCCUCGCUGGGCAAAAAUCCCAAUGAGGACUACCUGGAGGCCAUGAUGAAUGAAGCUCCUGGGCCCAUCAACUUCACCAUGUUCCUCACCAUGUUUGGAGAGAAGCUCAAUGGCACAGACCCCGAGGAUGUGAUCAGGAAUGCAUUUGCUUGCUUUGAUGAGGAGGGGACAGGUUUCAUCCAGGAAGAUUACCUCAGAGAGCUGCUCACAACAAUGGGUGACCGGUUUACAGAUGAGGAGGUGGAUGAGCUCUUCAGGGAGGCCCCCAUUGACAAGAAGAAUAAUUUCAACUAUGUGGAGUUCACACGCAUCCUAAAGCACGGAGCCAAGGAUAAGGACGAUUAAGGAGCUACACCAGCGUUCUCUCUGUGCCCUCCACCUCUCUGUCGUCAGCUAGAUCACCAUGCUGCAUGUCUCAACUCCAGUUUAAACCCUAUUUUAAACAAACCAAAGCAAUAACUAUCAACACGGUUUGCUGUGAACUUCCAGUAUUGCCAAAUUUACACAUCUUAGAAGAAAAAUCUGAAUAGUGUUGUUUUGUCAUGUAAAGAUGUGAAGUGGCAGCACUUGGAAAGCUCUAAGGAAAUGCAUCUUUGCAAUUCAUGUGAUUGGGUUUAGCUGAGUUUUUACAUUUUCUAAUAUAAACUUUUUAAAUAAAAGCCCUCUAUCAAGUUGUAUUUUGCUGUUUCCCUUCCAUAAAUGACAACUGAAAUAAG
This is a messenger RNA of Maylandia zebra (zebra mbuna), 1202 nucleotides long. RefSeq names its product myosin, light chain 12, genome duplicate 1 (gene myl12.1). Gene Ontology annotation, molecular function: calcium ion binding. NCBI's taxonomy places the organism in Eukaryota, Metazoa, Chordata, Actinopteri, Cichliformes, Cichlidae. The record is from RefSeq and is a predicted model, not a curated record.